CCACUGCCAUCGCCUCUUUUGAAGCCGACCAGCAGUGAGCCUCUACUUCUCAUUUUCAUCUCUGUAACGCAGAAACGUCUCCAUCAUGAGCUACAGGAGGACCACCAUUCAGCAGAUACCUGCUUCCCACAUCUCACCCCGGUACUAUUCUGCCAGCAGUUAUGGUGGCGCCGGUGGCCGGGACACCCGCAUCUCCUCUGUGGCUGUGUCUUCUUUGCGUUCUGGAGCUCCGAUCACCUCCUCAUCUAGUGCCUUCAAGCUGAGCAGUGGUAUGGGUGCAGGUUUCGGCGGAUCUGUGGCGACUGGUGGUGGCAUGGGAGCUGGGAUAACUGGCAACGAGAAGGGAGCCAUGCAGAACCUCAACGACCGCCUGGCCAACUACAUUGAGACGGUGAGGAACCUGGAACAAGCCAACCAGGAGCUGGAGAUGAAGAUCAGGGAGGCCUUGAAGGCAGGAGGGCCUGACAUGAGAGACUACAGCAAGUAUGAACCCAUCAUUGAAGACCUACGUAAACAGAUCUUUAACAAGAUAACAGAAAAUGCUCGUCUGGUGCUCCAGAUUGACAACUCCCGUCUGGCUGCGGAUGACUUCAAAGUAAAGUUUGACACCGAGCUGGCUAUACGCCAGUCUGUUGAGGCCGACAUUGCCGGGCUGAAGAAAGUAAUUGAUGACACCAACAUGAGCAGGAUGAACAUUGAGAGUGAGAUUGAAGCCGUGAGGGAGGAGCUCGAGUUCCUUAAGAGGAACCAUGAGAAUGAGGUGAGGGAGAUGAGGAAUCAGAUCUCCCAAUCAGGAGUGCAAGUUGAUGUUGAUGCUCCCAAAGGUCAAGACUUGGCCCAGAUCAUGGAGGAUAUGAGAGGAAACUAUGAGAAGAUUGCUGUUAAGAAUGCAGAGGAUCUGAAACGAUGGCAUGAAAAUCAAACAGCAGAUGUUCAGGCGCAGGUAUCACAGAACACAGAGGCGCUCCAGGGUGCACAGACGGAGAGAAGUGACUUAUCCAGACAGAUACAGACUCUAGAAAUCGAGCUUGCCUCUCAACAGAGCUUAAAAGCCUCCCUUGAAGACACACUACGCAACACAGAGCUACGUAACAACAUGGAAAUGGAGAAGUACAACGCCAUUAUUAUACGUCUGGAGGAGGAGCUUGCGCACCUGCGCGCAAACAUUCACCAGCAGACCCAGGAGUAUGAGGCGCUGCUCAACCUCAAGGUGAAACUGGAAGCUGAGAUUGAGACCUACAAGAGCCUGCUGGAUGGCGGUGAUUUCAAGCUCCAGGAUGCGCUUCAAUGAGCUGCCAGAGUCCCUGUGAAAGAAGCUCCAUGGCUCAAUAAAGUAUACUGAUGUAUACUGCCUCACUUGUUCAAUUAAUAAAUGUCAUUUCCAAACAUAAUUGCACCACAUCUGAUAAAGUCAAUCAAGCUGUGUGUGUGUGUGUGUGUGUGUGACCUGGUGGCAAUAAAACAAUUUGUUAAAAAUCA
Molecule: messenger RNA, 1479 nt
Organism: Dunckerocampus dactyliophorus (ringed pipefish)
Lineage: Eukaryota; Metazoa; Chordata; Actinopteri; Syngnathiformes; Syngnathidae
Product: keratin, type I cytoskeletal 18-like
Exons: 7
Coding region: 86-1291 (401 amino acids)
Biological process (GO): intermediate filament cytoskeleton organization
Cellular component (GO): keratin filament
Molecular function (GO): structural molecule activity
Source: RefSeq, a predicted model, not a curated record